ACACACACACACACACACACACACACACACACACACACACACACACACACACACACACACACACACACACACACACACACACACACACACACACUCCAACACUAUUAAUGGGCAUGGCAUCGCAAGGCACAGCCAUUUCACAUCACUUGUCUUCACGCCUCUCCACUUCUCUCUCUCUCUCUCUCUCUAUCCCUCUGCAGCUCUGAUCUCGUCUCUCCCUCCCUCUCUCCCUCCCUCCUUCCUUCUCUUCGCCUCUCCCUCGUAUUUCUCUUCUCAUUCCUUCUCUCUGUCAGACUCAAAGCUCAACUUCCACACAGCUCCACUGCACUGCGCUCCACAGACACGGCACCUGCUCUGAAUCCACUGGAUCCUGGUGGUGCUGUGGUGCGGUCCUCUCUCUGGUUCCUGUGCUCAUUGGUUCCUGAUACCUGUUGUUGGUUCCUGCUGUGGUGCGUUUCUCUCUGGUUCCAGUACUCAUACUAAUUGGAUCCUACUGUGCUGUGGUUCUCUCUUGAUUCAAGUACUGGUAUACAUUGGACCCUACUGAGGAGUGGUUCUCCGGUUGAAGUACUAAUUGGAUCCUGCUGAGGUGUGGCUCUGUCUUUGUUCCAGUACUGGUGCUCAUCAGUUCCUGCUGUGGUUUGGUUCACUUGAUUCUUCUACUGACACUCAUUGGACUGGGUGGUAGUUAUUUGGUUCCAGUAAUAGCACUCAUCGGUUCCCAACUGCUGUCUCCUCUGAUCUGACUGCUUCACCAAACUCAUGACGAGGCCAGAUGGACUGUGUGUAGGCACCAUGCUGCCAGUGCUACUGCUCGCGCUCGUGGCAUGUGUUGGGGUACAGGGGGGUGAGAGGGGCGACAGCCCGGGCGGGAAUGGCGGCAGUGGGAAUGAUGGCAGCAGGAAUGAUGGCAGCAGGAAUGGCGGGAAUGGCGGGAAUGGCGGCGGCAGUGGUGGCGGCUGCACCGCGGCCUCUGGGAGGCUGAAGCCGUUGGGGGUGUGCGCGGCGGGGGAGGACGAGUGCCCUUUCCAACUGACGCUGCCGCAGAUCACCCUGCAGCUGCCCCGCAGCUUCCGCACGCUGGAGAAGGGACAGAGGGAGGUGCAGAGCCUCAAGCAGGAGGUGGCGCUCCUCAAAGGACUCCACGAGGAGGAGGUGGCCAACCUGACCCAGCUACAGCAGGAGGUGCAGCAACUGAGAAGCGUCGAGUCCUCCAGCUACAGGAAAGAUCUGCCCUCAAUGGCGACGCCAGACCUCAGUGUACUCAAGGAGGAGGUGACGCGUGCCAGGGAGGAGGUGAUGGCAGACCUGCAGCAGCUGAGGGAGGAGGUGGAGCAGCUGAGGAGCCUCAAGGAGGAGGUGCAGCAGUUGCGGCAGUGCUGUGAGAGCAGUAGGAGUGGGUCACAGUUCCUCAACAUGCUGGAGGACGAACCGGAGAAGGAGGAGGAAGAGGAGGACGAGGAGGAUGAGGAGGCCCAGCAAGACCAGCCUGGGGGUAGGGACCACACCCCUCCUGGGAAGGGGGAGACGAACCCCACCAAGAACCCCACCAAGACCAAAGACCCCACCAAGACCAAGGACACAACCCACACAGUAAAAAUACUCAUCCUAUUUCAACUGUUAAAGGGACACUGUGAGAUUUUUAGUUGUUUAUUUCCAGAAUUCAUACUGCCCAUUCACUAAUGUUACCUUUUUCAUGAAUACUUACCACCAGCAUCAAAUUCUAAGUAUUCUUUAAGUUAUGACUGGAAAAA
Molecule: messenger RNA, 1754 nt
Organism: Engraulis encrasicolus (European anchovy)
Lineage: Eukaryota; Metazoa; Chordata; Actinopteri; Clupeiformes; Engraulidae
Product: MAP7 domain-containing protein 2-like
Exons: 3
Coding region: 763-1683 (306 amino acids)
Source: RefSeq, a predicted model, not a curated record